Lobosporangium transversale is the source of this 1542-nucleotide messenger RNA. Its product is annotated as amino acid transporter. Gene Ontology annotation, cellular component: membrane. The transcript has 5 exons. NCBI's taxonomy places the organism in Eukaryota, Fungi, Mortierellomycota, Mortierellomycetes, Mortierellales, Mortierellaceae. Gene Ontology annotation, biological process: amino acid transmembrane transport. Gene Ontology annotation, molecular function: L-amino acid transmembrane transporter activity. The coding region runs from base 1 to 1542 and encodes 513 amino acids. The record is from RefSeq and is a predicted model, not a curated record.
AUGGCUGCUUCACGGUCUUCACGAAUCAGCAAUGACGACGACGACACUGAUACAAUUGAUGUUCAUAUUAUCCCUCUCUCCACUUCCGAAGCCAUCGACCGUCAACGUGGAGAUCUUCAAAGGAAUGUUUCGUUUAGUAAUGGAUUGACAUUGGUCGUUGGUAUCAUCAUUGGCUCAGGUAUCUUUGCAUCCCCAGGCCCUGUCCUGUCCUAUUCAAAAUCUGUGGGCGUCUCCUUGAUCAUUUGGUUCGUCUCUGGUCUGUUGGCGUUUGCAGGAUCGUUAUGCUAUGCAGAAUUAGGAAGCGCCAUGCCUAGUUCUGGAGGAGGUGAACAUGCAUAUUUACAACAUGCCUUUGGCAGUUUACCUGCAUUCUUGUUCAGCUGGUCAUCAAUUGCACUUUUGAAGCCAGCUGGAAAUGCCAUCAUCUGCGUCGUUUUUGCAGAAUAUGUGGUCAAUAUUAUCGCUCAGUCAUCAUGGGAACCAACUCAGCCAAUGCGUCACUGGACCUAUAAGCUUGUUGGCGUUAUUUGUGUUCUCGUCCUUUCAGGAUUAAACUCUAUCAGUGUAUCGGUUGGAACACGGAUUCAGGACCUGUUUACGUUUAUCAAGGUGGUAACGUUGCUUGUCAUUGGCAUCACCGGUGUGGUCGUGCUGGCUCAAAAAUCAUUAUCAAGCCAUAACUUUGAUCAUGCGUUCGAGGGUGAGACCCAACCCAGUUUAGGUGAUAUUGCACUGGGACUAUAUUCUGGCCUAUGGGCGUAUGAUGGAUGGAAUAAUCUGAACUACGUUUCUACAGAAAUGAAGAACCCGACCAGAGAUUUGCCCAGAGUCAUCUUUGCAGGCGUACCUAUUGUCAUUAUCUUUUACUUAUUGGCCAACACAGCAUACUAUGCGGUAUUGCCUGAAGCCACAGUCAUGAGUACUAACACUGUUGCUAUCGACUUUGGAAAGCAAAUGUUUGGAAACACAGGAGGGGUAUUGUUUGCACUCUGUGUGGCAUGCAGUUGCUUUGGUGCAGCGAAUGGAUCAAUUUUCACUGGAGCACGCGUGAUCUACGCAUCAGCACGCGAGGGCUACCUACCAAAAAUGUUUGGCAAGAUCAAUGAGAAACGGAAAACGCCGAUUGCUGCUCUAGGUCUGCAGGCAGUCAUGACGAGCAUCAUGAUCCUUGGAGGCACCUUCUCGACGCUAGUUAACUUUUAUUCUGUUGCAGCUUGGCUCUUUUACUUGGCAAGUAUCCAGGGUUUACUCUACCUACGAUAUUAUGAACCAAAUCUAAAGCGACCAUUCAGGGUAUGGACCAUUGUCCCAAUCAUGUUUACGUUCCUCGGCUUGUUCUUGUUCCUAAUGCCCUUUGUGCGUGCACCACUCGAGUCGUGUUUAUCGAUGGUAAUCGUCCUUGCGGGUCUGCCUCUCUGGGUGGUCAAGGAGCUUGUCUCUGGUAAUAAAGGCACACGAUGGGAAGACCUUAAAAACAAGAUGCUGAGCUCAUUAGGCUUCCCACCCUCAGGUGGCCGACAUGAGCGUCUAGUCGGGCACUGA